AGCGGCUCAUCGUCAGCGAAAUUUACUGGUGCUUCCGGGGCAGGGGCAGGUGGUGGGGCAACUUCGAAAAAUGCUCUGGAGAUGCAGAUCUAUCAAAUGUAUGACAUGAUGGCCUCCUGGUGUGAGAAUAUGUACUUAUUCUUCACCACUUUAGAUAAAUUCUUCACCACGACCAUAUAUUGUGGUCGUGGUACUGGUAGAAAAAACAACUACAAGUGAUUUAGUAGAGAUGACAAUAAAUAGACGCUGAAGCUGUAGUAAGUUCUUCUUCUUUCAGAACGAGAACGACAGGUGCAGAUGUAGGUAGAAUUGAUUCGACUUUUUUUCGCACUAGAAUGCCAUUGAUGAAAUAUUUUGCGUCACUCUAAAGAAAGGCUGGAGAAAUCAACUCUGAGUUCUCUUCGUUCUCCGAGUUACCGCUGCAUCUCUUCGAUCAGGUAUUUUAGGCAUUUUUUCUGUAGUCGAUCGAUGUUCCUAGUACCUUUUAUCAGUAUACAGGCAAAUCAAAAGGAUUAAGUAAGAUAUCAAAAUGGGCAACAACUAAGUAAGACAUCAAAUGGAUAAUCCAACAACAAGCUAGACUAGCGGGUAGAAUUCGCCAGGGAAAUCUUAGGCAGUUUGCCGAGUAGAUUCGCAUCUUCAAGAUAUCAAGAUAGACGCUCGCAAUCGCACAACCCUCGCAGCUGCAUAGCAUUCACCCGUAAUUAAAACACAGCUGAUAAGCCCGGAAGAUUUGAUCCCGAUUUAUGCGGUCGCAGACGUCUGCCUAGUCACGCCACUUCGUGACAAUCUCGCGCCCACGGCGGUCGAGUACCUUUUUAAGGGUAGGCUAAAUGUGUUCCUGUUACCGUUCGUUUUGCCUUUCUGAUGGGGGAAAGGCAUAACCAACGAGGUAAACGAACAGCAAAAGCCUACCUCUAACCUUUUGUGUCAGAAGCAGCGGCAAAGCAAUCCCGGUGUGCUCAUUUUGUCGGAGUUUGCUGGAUCCGUUCAAUCGUUGGGCGCCUCAGCGAUCACCGUGAAUCCUUGGGAUACCCAGGGCUUCGCCGAAGCGAUCUACGAAGCUUUGAGUAUGGAGGAGAGUGAGAGAAAAGAAAGGUAUAAACGUCUACGUACAGAGGAGCACAAAUAUUAAUUUCCGCCACCUCAACUCCAUACUGUCCCGUUGGUUUUUUAUUUGAAAACCAAAAACACAGACCUCUACGCUGUCGCAGGAGCAGCACUAGUGUAUUGUAUAUAUGAGCGUAUUAGAUUCUACUUUUAUCACUGAAUCAAUGUAGUCGACGUACAAUUACGACGACAUAACAACAACAUACUUUCAAUAUUCAGGUGGAACUACGGCUACCAGUAUUGCACAACACAUACGUACACUCGCUGGAUCACGGAUCUGCUGCGUGAGCAGCAGGAGUUGGAGCUCCUGCAGGAAAAGGAG
Messenger RNA from Amoebophrya sp. A25, 1432 nucleotides. NCBI's taxonomy places the organism in Eukaryota, Dinophyceae, Syndiniales, Amoebophryaceae. The record is from the annotation of a GenBank genome assembly.